Molecule: messenger RNA, 1713 nt
Organism: Eruca vesicaria subsp. sativa (arugula)
Lineage: Eukaryota; Viridiplantae; Streptophyta; Magnoliopsida; Brassicales; Brassicaceae
Source: the annotation of a GenBank genome assembly
GGGGACUUUGCGAUUUCUUUGUGCUCUCGCCAACUCCAUAAACUCUAUCUCCAUCGCCUCCAUUCUCCCUUCCGUCACCAAUAAUCUCAUCCCUUCCUAAUUUGAGUUGAUUCAUUGUGAUUUCACGAUGGGAACCAACGCGAAUCUCGAGGCGUCGAUAGAUCGGCUUCUGAACGAAGAGAAGCAGAUGAGACUCGCGGAGAACGUCGCCGGGACAAGGAAAGCCGCGACUGAGAUUCUCCAGCUUUGUUUCGAAGCCAAGGAUUGGAAGCUUCUCAACGAGCAGAUUCUCAAUCUCUCCAAGAAACGUGGUCAGCUUAAACAGGCUGUGCAAUCGAUGGUGCAGCAAGCUAUGGAGUAUAUUGAUCAGACUCCAGAUAUUGAAACUAGGAUUGAACUUAUUAAGACGUUGAACAAUGUGUCUGCUGGAAAGAUAUAUGUUGAAAUUGAGAGAGCUCGUCUGACAAGGAAGCUUGCUAAGAUUAAGGAGGAGCAGGGUCAGAUUGCUGAGGCUGCAGAUCUUAUGCAAGAAGUUGCUGUGGAGACAUUUGGCGCUAUGGCUAAAACUGAGAAAAUUGCAUUUAUCCUUGAACAAGUUCGUUUGUGCUUGGAUCGUCAAGAUUAUGUUCGUGCACAAAUCUUAUCUAGGAAGAUUAAUCCUAGAGUUUUUGAUGCUGAUACCAAAAAGGAUAAGAAGAAACCUAAGGAAGGUGAGAAUAUUGUGGAGGAGGCUCCUGCUGAUAUACCAACUUUGUUGGAGCUCAAGAGAAUUUACUAUGAGUUAAUGAUUAGGUAUUAUUCUCAUAACAAUGAAUACCUUGAAAUCUGCCGUAGCUACAAGGCAAUAUAUGACAUCCCUUCUGUAAAAGAAACUCCAGAGCAGUGGAUUCCAGUGUUGAGGAAGAUCUGCUGGUUCUUGGUCUUGGCACCUCAUGAUCCAAUGCAAUCAAGCUUGCUCAAUGCGACUUUGGAAGAUAAGAACCUAUCAGAAAUUCCUGAUUUCAAGAUGCUUCUAAAACAGGUAGUGACAAUGGAGGUUAUCCAAUGGACAGCUCUGUGGAACAAAUACAAGGGUGAGUUUGAGAACGAAAAAAGCAUGGUUGGUGGCUCUUUGGGUGACAAAGCUGGUGAAGAUCUGAAGCUGAGAAUCAUUGAACACAAUAUUCUCGUGGUCUCAAAGUACUACUCGAGAAUAACCUUAAAGAGACUUGCAGAGCUUUUAUGCCUAAGCAUUGAGGAGGCAGAGAAGCAUCUCUCAGAGAUGGUAGUGUCGAAAGCACUGAUUGCCAAAAUAGACAGACCAUCAGGAAUCGUGUGCUUCCAGAUCGCAAAGGACAGCAACGAGAUUCUCAACUCGUGGGCAGUGAAUUUGGAGAAGCUCUUGGAUCUUGUUGAAAAGAGUUGCCAUCAGAUUCACAAGGAAACUAUGGUUCACAAAGCCGUACUAAGAUCUUGAUGACAUUGUGCUGUAUUGGUUACUACGGUUCACAAAGCCGCACUGAGACCUUGAUGCUUUGUUGGUUUUCUUUGUAAGGAUCUUGGUUGAGUUAUUAGCGUCUGUGUGAAAGAAAUUUCGAGACAGUUGUUUCCUUGUGAAGACUUUUAAAAAAUGUAGUAUGGGUUUCUGUACACUAGUGGAGUUUUCGCCACUUACUGGUUUUUAUCAGUCGAGUAGUUUCUUCAGAGUAUACCAGAUUAUAUGAUGAAUCAAAC